AUGGUAGAAUCGUAUCCUGUACCUCGCUGGAAUUUUCAAAAGGCUGACUGGCCUGCCUAUGCAGCCGAACUUGAUGUUUGCUUAAGAUGGAUCCCCCCCGAGCCCAAAAACUACGAGAGGUUUCGGAAACUAAUCAAAAGCAUUGCUAAGAAGCACAUACCCCGAGGAUACAGAAAAAACUACAUCCCUUGUUGGAACGCUGAGACUGAGACGCUGUGGAACGAAUUUUCUGAAACUGGAGACAGGGAGGUAGCACACGAACUUAUACGGUCACUGGAUGAUGCUCGCAGAAUGAAAUGGGCACAAACAGUUGAAACUAUGAGCUUUAAGCAUUCUAGUCGUAAAGCCUGGCACACCCUGAACAGACUGUCUUCCGGGGACACGUCCCAGAAACGAAAGCCCAAAGUGGACCCUAAUGAAAUCGCCCUUAGGAUCCACAAACUGUCAAAGGCACCCAGUGAUAAGCUUCACACCCGAAAAGUCCGUAAGAAGCUCCAAAAUCUCAAGAAUGAAACACUGCCGCAUCAGGACUUUGGGCGGCCAGUUUCUGCAGACGAAGUGAUGUCUGCCAUAAAGGAAACCUCGAUAAAUAAAGCCUGUGGUGAUGACGAAAUAUUUCCAGAGUUUAUUAAAUACUGUGGACCUCGCACACGGGACUGGAUCGCCAAGUUCUACACAGCCAUAAUAGACUCGGGCACAAUCCCCCCUCCUUUAAAACGUGCUAAAAUCAUAGCUAUCUUAAAACCCGGGAAAUCAGACGAUAAAGUAGAAAGCUAUCGACCAAUAGCACUUCUUAGUGUCAUUUACAAGCUCCUGGAACGCAUUAUAUACAACCGCAUUUCUAGCGUCAUCAAUAACUCCAUACCACAGGAGCAAGCUGGUUUCCGCCCCCAAAGAAACUGCACGGACCAGGUUCUGGCACUUACAACGCACAUUGAGAAGGGUUCCGAUCGUAACAUGAAGGCAUCUGCAGUGUUCAUCGACCUCACUGCAGCCUAUGACACCGUCUGGCGCCAGGGACUGUUAUUAAAGCUGCUGAAAAUAGUGCCCUGCAUAAAAAUCUACAGGUUGCUCGAAAGUGCACUUAGUAACAGGCCGUACCGCGUACACCUUGGUGAGUGUGCUAGCCAAGUAAGAGUCUUAAAUAAUGGCCUUCCCCAAGGGUCGGUCCUCGCACCACUGCUCUUCAAUGUAUACGUCCACGACAUGCCCGAAACAACCAGUCGGAAGUUUGGAUACGCGGACGAUCUGGCCUUGGUCACACUAGACUCAAACAUGCAGGCUGCCGAACUAACGCUAACAAGGGAUCUCUCUACCAUGGACAACUUCUUCACGAACUGGCGCCUGUGUCCUAACCCUUCUAAAACGGAAGUAGCUUGCUUUCACUUAAACAACAAAAUGGCAAAAAAAGAGCUCAAAGUGAAGUUUAGGGACACCACUCUGGAACAUAAUUUCUACCCCAAAUACCUGGGAGUUACUCUUGACAGAAGCCUGAACUUCAAACAGCAUCUUGGGAAAGUGUCUGCAAAGCUAAAAACCCGGAAUAGCAUCAUCCAAAAGCUAACCAGAACUACCUGGGGUGCUAAUGCAGCUACACUCCGGACCUCAGCACUGUCGCUGCCUGCCGAAAAAGGAUUCACGCAGGCGUCGAAGGAGAGGCGGCCGCGCAAGGCGCCUCGCAAGAGCCAGUGUGGCACAGCGGAGCCAGAUAUUGCAUCUGGACUGAGGGCUGCCACGCCGAAUACGGCGCUAUACGUAUCGCGCCUGCAUGUUUCCGCCACGGCUGACGAUGUGGUGGAAUAUCUGCGCAAGAACACCCGUUACGAGUUGAAAGUGUUCCAGCUGCGAUCGCGUCAUUACGUGCACUUCCGCUCGUUUGUGGAACGAGGAAUAUUGCGAACUCUUGCUUCAUUAUAUGAUCCUUGCGGAUUCGCGGCACCCUUAAUUUUGCCUGCGAAGCUCCUCCUUCAAGAACUAUGGAAAAGGAAAGAAAAAUGGGAUUCUCAAUUGCCAGAGGACUUAGAGGAAGAAUGGCAGAAGGCAGUAAGUGCUAUAAAGACUGCUGCUGAAAUAGAAAUUCCUAGACAUGUUGGCCUGUCACCAAAUGAAGACACAGAAUGUGAACUUCAUUGCUUCACUGAUGCAUCUAAAAGAGCCUACUCAGCUGUAGUGUAUCUGAGAUUAGUAAAUAAGAAAGAAAAGGGCACUAAAGUGAUGUUCAUUAUGGCUAAAUCCCGGGUUACCCCGAUAAACCACACGGAAGACCUCAAAAUACCAAAGUUAGAAUUACUUGGAUUUGUCAUCGGAAAGCGACUCUUAACUUAUGUAAAGAACACCCUUAGAAUAGAAUUGAAACGACUAUGUCUUUGGUCCGACAGUGAGAUAGUUUUAUACUGGAUGAAAUCAGAAAAGUUAUUGCCUCCAUUCGUCUGCAGAAGAAUAAACGAAAUUAAACAAAAUAAAGAUAUAGAGCCUAGAUAUGUCAAUACAGAAUUGAACCCUGCAGAUCUGGCAACACGACCGGAACUUUGGCUCACGAAGAAGGAAUUGUGGUUCAAUGGACCUCAAUUUCUUUCGCUGAGUGAGGAGGGCUGGCCGAAGUUGCAAGAACACAGCCAGUCAGCUCUUUUCGCAGGAACCGACUCAAUAAUGGAUACCAUGGAGAUGGACCUAUCAUCUCAAGUAGAAGAAUCAAUCAGAGGAACCAUAGAACAGGAAAAUACGGAAGGAAUGACAAUAGAUAUAGAGAAUAUAGAAGACAAUGGCCAGAUGCAGGUUUCGGCCAUCGGGGUUGAUACAAAUUGCACAGAGAUAAAGAAUUUACAAAAAUUAUACUUUCCUCAAGAGGCAGCAGGAAAGAAAACAAGCCUAUCAAGGAAUUUAGGACUAUUUGUGGAUAUGGAUGGAUUAUUAAGAUGUAAAGGUCGGCUUAUGAACACAAUGUGUUCAUAUGACACCAAAUAUCCGAUACUGAUACCUAAGAACUCAGAAUUUACAGACAGACUGAUCCUGGAGACUCAUCAGAAAUACUACCAUGUGGGAGCCCCACAUAUACUAAGCAUUAUUCGCCAGAAAUACUGGAUUCCUCAAGGAAGAGCUAAGGUUCAGCGAAUAAUUAGAAAAUGCCAGCAGUGUAUUAAACAUGGAGGUGGUCCUUACAAACUUCCGCCCACACCAGCACUGCCAGCAGAACGUGCUAAUUAUAGUGCUCCUUUCACAUAUACCGGAAUCGACUAUUUCGGGCCAAUCUUUGUCACGGAGGACGGACACAUGAGAAAAAGAUGGAUUUGUCUGUAUACAUGUCUGGCUGUACGCGCAAUUCACAUGGAAGUAGUUAAGGAUUUAACUGCAGAGGAAUGUUUACUUGCAAUGAGAAGAUUCAUAUCUACACGAGGAAAACCAGAACUCAUAGUCUCGGACAAUGCAUUACAGUUUAAAUUAACUGCAGAAUUAUUGGCGAACACAUACUUCGUGGACAAUAAGAUAAGAUGGAAGUUUAUCCCUCAGCUCAGUCCAUGGCAUGGAGGGUUUUAUGAAAGGCUGGUCGGCGUUGUGAAGAAUUGCAUGAAAAGAACCUUAGAGAAGAGAGUUCUAAAUGACUCACAGCUAGGUACAGUUGUGAAAGAAAUCGAAGCUGUGGCGAACUCACGUCCACUUACUUGUGUUGGGUCUGAUAUAGAAUAUGUUUUACGGCCGGCAGACUUUCUAACCUAUGGGAAAUGUAUAGCGAUUGAACCUUCUAUACAAAAUCCGCAUCCAGGUGGUACAGUCACCAAAGAAAAUCUAAUUGAAGGAUGGAAGAAGGGUAGAGUGAUCCUAGAAGAAUUUAAAAGAAUGUUUCUGGGACAAUACCUUUGCAGUCUACGUGAAAGGUACCAACAUUCACACAAGGAACCCCGAGUUAAAACUAACCAAAGCCCUCAUAUUGGUGACAUAGUCCAGAUUAAAGGUGACUCAAAAAACAGAGAGAACUGGAAGGUGGGAAAGAUCAUCAGUUUGGAACGAGGAGCCGAUGGAGAGUGCAGAGUUGCAAAGGUCAAUGUUGAAGGAAAGGAAUUUAUAAGGUCGAUAGGUCACUUAUAUCCACUAGAGGUGGAAGAAGCUACACUAGAAGAUCCAGGAACAGAAGAAAGAAUUCAAGUAAAUCCAGAUGUACGGGAGACAGAGGAAUCUUCACUACAAGAAAUCGCAGAGAUAUCUGAAAUAGAAACCAGAUGUCCUGAAAGGGAAUCAACAGAACAGAUGCCACAAGAAAUUGCAGUAGAGGAUGAUGUUACAUUGGAGACCAAUGGUUCAGACAAAAUGCUCACUCCCGUAGAACGGGUGCAGAGAAAUGGUAGUGUUGAGCGUGCUAACGUGGUGACUGAAGGUGACGAAGAGGUAGAGAGAGUAGAAACUGUGUCAAAUCCCAAUGAAGAAAGAAUGAGGAGAGCAGCUGCUGUCCGGGCGAGAGAAAGGAUUGCCCAAUGGACUAGCCAGCUGAUAGCCCUGCUAUAGAAACUUGCGCCGUUGGGGAAUGUCGCGACGUACGCGAUCCUCAACAAAAUAGCAGUAGGAGGAAGAAGACGUUUUUUUUCCCAACGGAACAAUGUUCGUGUGGCGGGAAAUAAGUUGGAUAGAAAGAAAGAUGACCUGCGGGUUUAAAUCGGUGAGUGUUAGAAAUAUAGUUUCAUCAGUAAUUAGAUGAGAGAGAUGAAGGGAUAAUUAAGAAUGAAGAAUGAGAAUUAGAAUAGAAACAGCCAAGAAUAAGCAAAAUGGUUGUGAGUGGACAGGGUCGGGCUAUAAGGGGAGUUGUGGAGGCCCGCGGCGGAGAAAGAAUCUCCGCCAAACAAUCAGAAUAGAAUGUACAUUGUAUUAGAAUCUAAAUCAGAGUAUAAAUCUGGAAAUCACUUCAUCUCUCACUCUGUAGUAUUAUGUUGUAUAUUUUCAGAUAUAUCUUGUCGUUAUGUCUCGUUAGAACUCGGGCAUGGUUGAU
Cydia splendana is the source of this 4975-nucleotide messenger RNA. RefSeq lists its product as uncharacterized. Bases 1 to 4497 code for a protein of 1498 amino acids. NCBI's taxonomy places the organism in Eukaryota, Metazoa, Arthropoda, Insecta, Lepidoptera, Tortricidae. The transcript is spliced from 4 exons. The record is from RefSeq and is a predicted model, not a curated record. Gene Ontology annotation, biological process: DNA integration. Gene Ontology annotation, molecular function: nucleic acid binding.